Messenger RNA from Ictalurus punctatus (channel catfish), 2522 nucleotides. RefSeq lists its product as uncharacterized. The coding region runs from base 128 to 1855 and encodes 575 amino acids. Gene Ontology annotation, biological process: negative regulation of autophagy. The record is from RefSeq and is a predicted model, not a curated record. The transcript has 11 exons. NCBI's taxonomy places the organism in Eukaryota, Metazoa, Chordata, Actinopteri, Siluriformes, Ictaluridae.
ACCGAUUCAGUUAUCACUUCUUUAAACGGCUUUCACAGCGGAAGGCGUUGGGUCGAGAGGUGUCCGAGACACUUUUGUGAAACUUGUCACCUUUUAACGUGAUGGUCGAUGUUUGUAAUGAACGGAAAUGGAGUUUUCAGAGCACAUUAAGACGGCUAAUGUGGAGGACGUGGUGCUGAGGGUGGCUUUCCGAGCACCGCGGAGAGGAGCGCUGUGUGUGACCGGACACCACCUCCUGUUCUCGGACAGAGAGGAGGACAGCACCUGGCAACUCCUGCUGCUCCUCAGAAACAUCGAUGCCAUCGAGAAAAGUGUUGAGAAUCUUCUAGGAUAUCCGCAGGGCUCCAAAGCAAACCAGAAACAAAGAACAACCGAGUCGUCUGGAAGCAUCGUGAUCAAGUGUAAGGACCUGCGCAUCCUCCAGCUCGAUAUUCCCGGCAUGGAAGAGUGCCUGAACAUCGCCAGUUCCAUCGAGGCUCUCUCCUCCCUGGAUAAUGUGACAGCAAUGUACCCGUUCUUCCACCGGCCUCGUGGGCUCAGGCUGAGCGACCCCUGGGGUUUAUCCUCUCCGGAGCAGGACUACAGUCAAACAGAGAGGAUGUGGGACAGAUGGAGGCUGAGCAAAGUGAACUCGGAUUUCUCGGUGUGUCCGUCGUACCCGGGCGCCGUGAUCGUCCCGAGCUCGGUGGACGACGACACCCUGGUGAAGGCGGCGCGAUUCCGACAGGGCGGCAGAUUCCCCGUGCUCUGCUACUGCCACCACCGCAACGGCAGGGUGAUUAUGCGGAGCAGCCAGCCCAUGACAGGAGCCAAUAGGAAGCGCUGUAAGGAGGAUGAGCUCCUCCUCCAGGCGACGAUUGACGAAUCGGAGCUGGGUUACAUCGUAGACACGCGCUCCGCCCAGCAAGCCCAGCAGGCCAGGAUGACCGGCGGAGGGUUCGAGUCUAAAUCCUGCUAUCGACCCUGGAGGAGAUUACACAGACACAUGGAGAGAGGUAAGGUAUUACAGGAGUGUUUAAUAAAGCUGGUAGAAGCGUGUGGAGACUCGUCUCACAACAUGGACCGCUGGCUGAGUAAGCUGGAGAACUCCAAAUGGCUGUCUCACAUCCACAGUGCGCUGUCCACCGCGGGACUCGUGGCCGAGUGUGUAGAGAGGGACGGUCACUCGGUGUUGGUUCACGGCUCCGAGGGAACAGAUACCACGCUGCUGGUGACGUCACUCGCUCAGCUCAUCUUAGAUCCUGACUGCAGAACCUUCAGAGGCUUCCUCCGACUGCUGGAGAGAGAGUGGGUACAGGCGGGUCACCCGUUCCAGCAGCGCUGUGCACGCUCGGCUUUCUCUCACGCCCGGCUGAAGUACGAGUGCCCGUCCUUCCUGCUGCUGCUGGACUGCGUGUGGCAGAUCUUGCGUCAGUUCCCUUUAGCGCUGGAGUUCAGCGAGGCUCUGCUGCUCAGACUGGCGCAGGAAGCCUACGCCUCGGACUACGGCACAUUCCUCUGCAACAACGAACACGAGCGACACACUUUGCACGUGAAGGAAAACACACACUGUUUGUUCCGGUUCCUGUUGCAGUGUUCAGAGAGAGAGCAGUACAUCAACCCUCUGUACGAACACACACAACUCGCCAUCUGGCCUUCAGUGCAGCCGCAGUCUCUCCAGCUGUGGAGCGGACUCUUCCUCAGGUGGACAGAACACAGUCAGACGAUGGACGAGGCCCGAGAGGAGAUCAGGAGUCUAGUGAAAGAGCACAGGAGGGAGAAGUUCAGCAGUGAUGAAGCCACACACACACUCCUCACACACCGAGACGUUCUCACGGUCCUCGAGAACGACAUGGACGAGCUGACGAUACUGUGACGUGCUCUCUGAACCAUCUCACUCUGUUCACAUCUCACUCACACCUUAAUUUACAUUUUAAUGUGUGUGUGUGUGUGUGUUUUUUUUAAAGUGUUUUCAGAUCCUGAAAAUAUUUUAUAUCUCAGUCACUUCAUAUAGUUUUAAAGACCACUGAUGGGAAACGAAACCUGAAAACAUUUCCACGCUCAGGGAUCUUCCCGUUAGCCGAGGGAGGAACGGGAAGCUACGAACAUCGCAUUACGUUGGUUUCGGAUUCUUGAGUUCACAAAGUUACCCUCCGGUUCGAAAUGAUGUAAAAAUAAUAAUAAUAAUAAUAAUCCAAACCUGCUGACAUUACUGUGAUUUUCUAACUUGGUUAAAGAAAUAAACUGAGCCACAUCAUUAACGUCAGAUAAACAAACAUUGAUUGACGACUUGGCUUUUAAUCACUCGACUCGAGACUCAUUGUUUCUGUCCCGAGGAUUUUUUUUUAUGAUCAUUUGAAUGUGAGUUAGUGUGGCGUGAUAAGAUUUAAGAGCUGGCUGAUGUGGCGAUGUAACAGUGAUAAAUCGUGCCACAGUACACAUUUCUAAAAAUAAAUUGGAAGUUGUGAGAGUUAUUUUACUUUUUUUUUUUUUUUUUAAUUUAUUUUUUUACAAUUUUAUAUUUUACAAGGGUGUUUUUUUUU